Messenger RNA from Daldinia loculata, 1781 nucleotides. RefSeq lists its product as uncharacterized. The record is from RefSeq and is a predicted model, not a curated record. The transcript has 6 exons. NCBI's taxonomy places the organism in Eukaryota, Fungi, Ascomycota, Sordariomycetes, Xylariales, Hypoxylaceae. The coding region runs from base 211 to 1491 and encodes 426 amino acids.
AUCCUUCGGCUUAAAACAAACGGGUGGCCCGGACCUUCGUUUGCGCUGGAGACGAGGCCGGCCUAAGGCCGCCUUUUUUAACAGUUCCCGACACGUACGUAGUCACGACGACGAUGAAUAUGAUGAUUAUGAGGUGGUGAGAGUAAUAGCGACGCGGAGCAUUAAUGGUCGCUGCCUCUGGUAUAUGGAGAGCUCAUCGACGGCUCGAACAUGCCGACUGACGAUGCCGCGGAGCUCGUCCGCCUCAUGACGGCGUACGAUAAUUCUCACGAACCGAGACCGCUGCUUAAUCACCGGGCUACCGUCUAUGGCUUGAUAAUCCCUUUCAUGGCCGUCUCUUAUAUAUGUGUGAUACUUAGAAUAUACACACGGAUCAAGUUACGCUGUUUAGGCUGGGACGAUCUAUUCGUGGUGCUCUUCAGGAUAUCGGCUACAGUUGGCUCGAUAUUCUUGUGUCUUUCGCUGAAUAAUGGGUUCGGCGAGCAUAUCCUAAAGAUCGGAUACGACAAUAUAGUCGCGUUCCAAAAGAAAUUCUACGUCUGCCUAGCAACCUACACCAUCUCAACCACCCUAGUAAAGCUCUGUCUCCUAUCGCAGUACCUCCGGAUCUUCGAAGCCGGGUCCCGCGCGCGAACCGUCUGCUGGAUCGGACUCGCCGUCGCCGGGAUCUGGGGCACCGGCUUCUCCUUCUGCGCCCUAUUUCCCUGCUUCCCGGUCUCCGGGUUCUGGGACUGGGACUCGCCCGCCCAUUGCUACGGCUUCGGCUCCAAGGUGCCCGAGGAAAUAGCCGGGACCUUUGCCGGACAUACGGCGUCGAAUGCGGUUUUGGAUGCCUUGGUGCUUGCUAUUCCCGUGCCGCUAUACUUUAGGAAGUCGACGGCGUGGAAGCAGCGGUUGGGGAUUGGAAUUCUCUUGAUUCUAGGGCUUGUCGUAAACCUCCUCAGCAUAUGGCGUCUCCAAACCAUCGUCGCCAGCAAAGCCGGGACAUACCCCGUCCUCGACCCAACCUGGUACGGGCCCAAGAGCAUCAUCCUCGCCGCCCUCGAAGUCGACCUAGCCAGCAUAUGCGCAUCAAUCCCAACCUUCUGGCCCACCCUCACCGACGCAUUCCUCAACAAAAUCUUCAUAACGCAAGAAGUCCACAUAACACACCAACAUCGACGCCUCUCCUCUUCCUCCUCCUCCUCCUCCUCCUCCUCCUCAACAUCAUCCCCGCAUUUCAACCCGCAGCUUUCGUUCCUGGAGCACGGACGCCAAGACAGUAAGGCGUAUGACCGCCAUUACCGCGACGACUUCGUGCUGCACAGAGUCAUCCCGGCGAAUAUGAUCGAAGACGAUAAAGAUAAGGAUAAGGGCGCGGAGGCCUGCGGCGGGUCCCAGAUCCGGUCCGAGGGGCACCGCGGGUUCAAACGCGAAUGCGAGCGCUUAAGGCUGGUGGCCGUGGAGAGUAAUAAAAGUAGUGAGAAAAGCGAGAGGAAUCCAAUGGCUUGAAGGAGGUAAAUGUUAGGCGCAUUGAUGUUUUGAUGAUACCCCUGAAUUUAUUUUUUGAUGAGUCUGCUUUUACUAAUAGCAUUUCGUUUCGGUCUUGAAAUUCUCUACUUGGAUUCUCCGUAACAUGCCUACAUUUAAGGCUAUGAGCACCUUCAUGGCAAACAUCUCAUCACUAGUAGAAUUACUACUCAACUAUCAGAUUCUACUCUGUCCCAGACUUUUCAUAAUAUACAUUAAACAAUAUGUUUCAAAAUACACGGUACUCACCACAACAUGGGGGUACGUAUACU